This is a messenger RNA of Drosophila novamexicana, 2471 nucleotides long. RefSeq names its product sodium/hydrogen exchanger 9B1 (gene Nha2). Gene Ontology annotation, molecular function: antiporter activity. Lineage: Eukaryota; Metazoa; Arthropoda; Insecta; Diptera; Drosophilidae. Gene Ontology annotation, cellular component: membrane. Gene Ontology annotation, biological process: proton transmembrane transport. The record is from RefSeq and is a predicted model, not a curated record. The transcript has 12 exons. The coding region runs from base 53 to 2218 and encodes 721 amino acids.
UGUUUGUUGAAAUUUGGAAAACAUAGCAGACACUGCGGCCGCCAUUACAAUCAUGAAUAGCGAAAGUGAUGUUUAUGAUAUUGUGGCGACUAGUGAUGGACCAAAGUUGCAGGGCUUUCGCAAAACCUCUUUAGAUGAGUUGUACAAUUCUAAAGUGCAACAGGAAAUUGAAUCCAAUUCGACACCUGUGCAAUUGUUGCGACGUGUCAGUGGGACGGUAACACAGAGCAUACUCAGUGACUUGGAGCCGGAAACGCAACACUUGCUGGGUGGAGCUGUGAUGGGGCCUAGAGAUGGUGCCCAAAAGCGCCCGCAGCCCCCACCGCGAUCCAACACGAAUUCCAGGGUACAGCAGAACCCUCUCAACGAGAGUGGAACAGGCAAGCACAUCAAGCAACUGCAAAAAGUGCAGCUAAAUACACUGGUGCACAGUGACAACAUGACACAAUGCGGCAACACUUCUGGUAGUCCCGCUUCGCAAUCACAUACCAAAUUAGACAUACACAAUUUCUCGGAGGACUACAAUAAUGGGUCGUCUGAAGUCGUUGGCGAGAAUGUUGGCGAGACGGCACAAAACGCUGCAACAAUAAUUUUAACGCCGACAUCAUUAAAUUUAACAAACACACCGCCAAAUGCUCCCGGUGGGGGUGGCGGUGGCGGCAGCAACAUCAACAACAGGGCAAACGCAGACGUUGGCAACAAUGGCAGGGGUUAUCCGGCGCACAGCGAACAAUACAAAGGACCUAAAUGGUGGCGUCGCUUAGUAGUUCACUGGUCUCUUGUGUCGGAGCAUAUUGCCCUGCUUAUGAUUUUUCUAGCGCUUUGGACCUUGGCCUUGGCAUUGUUACCCCAGUAUGCUACACCUGAAACAGUGAUAAUGCGCAUUAUACUACUCUUUGUUGGUGCUCAAAUAUCUGGCAUAUUAGUUACCUUUAUACAUUUGCCAGACAUGCUGGGCAUGCUCUUCUUCGGUGUCCUUUACACCAAUAUUGGCUUGGCCAAUUUCGAAGGUUAUGAGCGCUUUGAACUGUUUUUAAGAGAACUGGCAUUGACCAAUAUCAUGCUGCUAGCUGGCCUCGGCCUUGAUGGCAGUGCAUUUAGGCGGUUGUGGCUUAUGAUUCUUCGACUGACACUCGUUCCGACAAUAGUGGAGGUUGCCGUUAUAGCUGUGCUGGCCUAUUUUACAUUGUCCAUGCCCUGGAUGUGGGGGAUAGCUCUGGGCCUGGUCAUCACAGCAGUCUCACCCAAUGUUGUCGUCACUGUCAUGCUUAAGUUAAAGGAGGAUCGCCUGGGUCUGAACAGUGGCAUACACACCCUAAUAUACGCUAUGACCACGUGCAAUGACGUCGUAGCUAUCUUUAUGUUUGGCGUCGUAAUCAGCAUUAUAUUCUCCACAAGCUCACUGACACAAAAAGUAUUGCAAGGACCCAUUGGUAUUGGUAUUGGACUUGUUUUCGGCUAUCUUUACGGCAUGAUGCUUCACUAUUUGCCGUCGCGGAAUGCGGUCUAUGCAAAUGGACUGCGCUUUGCUUUGACAAUCUUGGGUGGCUCAAUAGCUGUAAUGGGCAGCCGAAUUAUCGGCUAUACUUCAGCCGGUGCCUUAGGUUGCGUAAUGUUGGCCUUUAUAGCAGGCAUUGGUUGGAAAAGGGAGGAGCUCAAACUGACCCCAUAUCAAAUGCAAGCAACUCAAAUAGCAAGUGUUCCUAAGCGUCUGGAUCUGCUGUGGAAAUUUCUUAAACCCGUCUCAUUUGCACUAAUUGGCAAGGAAAUCAAUUUUGCCGUGCUUGAAGGUCGCGUAAUUGGUUAUGGAGCGCUGCUGGUACUAUUUGGAAGUUUGCUCCGCUUAGCUUUUGCAUAUUUAUCUACAUAUGGCGGAAAUCUGUCAAGAAAGGAGCGUGCUUACAUUACAAUUUCCGGUUUUCCCAAAGCAACCGUCCAAGCUGCCUUGGGUCCGGUUGCUUUAGAUUUGGCUCGUUCAGCCAAAGUCGCAAGUGAUUUAACAUUGGCUAACAACGUGCUCAUAAUUUCGGUUCUGGCCAUUAUUUUCACAGCGCCGUUGGGUGCUAUUUUGAUGCUUCGUCUUGCGCCGCUCUGGCUUAAACAUGGAGAUCCUGAGGACGUAGCUGAAACGCCUGUGACACCCGGUUCAUCAGAACCAGGCCCACUGACCAAUGUGGGCGAACUUAAUUCAGCGCACGGUCAACAAAAUAUUAAGUAGAGUAGCGAGAGCGCCGAAAAUUUAUCAAGUGAGAUACCAAUGAGUAAAAUCACAACCUUUCUGUAGUUUUUUAUCUUUUGUAGUUAAACAUAACCAUUAGUUAUUAGUACUAACAUAUUGCCAAGAGCGUAAGGUGAGGGGUAGACCUAGUAAGUUCUAAAGUUUUUAGAUAUCCUAACCAAAAUGUGUUUUGUAUUUUACUUACUAUUCUUAUCUAUGUACUUAUUUACUUUUGUAAUACAGAAAAUAUUUA